Molecule: messenger RNA, 1443 nt
Organism: Dromaius novaehollandiae (emu)
Lineage: Eukaryota; Metazoa; Chordata; Aves; Casuariiformes; Dromaiidae
Product: gamma-2-syntrophin-like
Exons: 18
Coding region: 1-1443 (480 amino acids)
Cellular component (GO): intracellular anatomical structure; dystrophin-associated glycoprotein complex
Molecular function (GO): structural molecule activity; protein binding
Source: RefSeq, a predicted model, not a curated record
AUGUGCUGCCGCACGCAUGUGCCUGCGGUGGGAGCAGUGGGCGCCCGGCUCUGCGGUGCCCAUGGCUCCUGUGCACUGCUUGGCCGACCGGCCCCUAUGGUGCGGGUCCUGCCGCGGCCUCUGUGGGUGCUCCCCAGUGGGCACCGCAUGGAGGCUGCCAUGCCACGGGGCAGCCCACAGCGGCAUCAGCCCGCAUUGCGCCUCACGCGCUGCUCCGCCGCGUCUUACCUGGAAAGUUGCAGUGCCUACAUGGAGCGGAAGCAGAAGCAGCUGGCAGUGAGCUAUGUGUGUGUGCGGGGAGAGGCCCUGGGCAUGGUCCUCAGACCAAAGCACAAGGUAGAGUGUGUAAGAGUGUCCAGCACAGCCCUGGCCUUUGGACUCUGCGGUUGGACUAAAACUGGUAUUGCAUUGUUGUAUGAUGAAGUAUCUGAAAAUGCCUAUGACAUCCGACUGAAGCUUACAAAAGAGGUAUUAACAAUUCAAAAACAAGAUGUCGUCUGUGUUAGUGGAAGUGAUCACAGUGCAAAUCACAGAACUGUUACACUUCGUAGACAACCAGUUGGUGGCUUGGGCUUAAACAUAAAGGGUGGUGCUGAGCACAAAGUGCCUGUCGUCAUAUCAAAAAUAUUUAAAGACCAAGCAGCUGACCAAACAGGAAUGUUAUUCAUAGGAGAUGCAAUAAUACAGGUUAAUGGUAUUAAUGUAGAAAGUGCUACCCAUGAAGAAGUGGUAAGAACACUGAAGAACUUGGGAAAGGAGGUCAAUUUAUUGUGCAAAUACCUGGAGCAAGCAAUUACAUUCCUCCAUCUGCCAUUGUGUUCCCCUGGAGCAUCUAGUGAUCACAGCAGUGGAGCUUCAUCACCUCUCUUUGACAGUGGUUUACAUUUAAAUGGAAACUCGACUAAUACGGCUCCGUCAUCAGCUUCUUCACCCAUAGCUAAUGAACCAAAAUACGAGAAGUGCUGGCUAGACACCUUAUCAGUUCCUCUGUCGAUGGCUCACAUCUCGAGGUACAAAGCUGGAACAGAUAAAUUAAGAUCUAAUGCAUUUGAAGUGCUGGCACUCGAUGGAGUUAGUACUGGGAUACUUCAGUUAUAUACAGCCCAGAAGAGUGCUGACUGUCUGAGAGCAAUAUCAACUAACAUCAGUGGUUUGACACUUCAAAAUAUGAAAAUGACAAAUAAAUGCUGUUCUCCCUCAGGCCAGGUCAUACAUAUGGGAUGGGUAAAUGAGAAACUUGAAGGAACUGAUUCAUCUCAGCUCUACAAAUUCAAGUUUCUGGCACUGAAGGGUUCAUCCUUCUACAUUUUCAGCACUCCACCGGUAAGCACACUAGACUGGGUACGAGCUGAAAAAAUCUAUAACCUCUGUGAGGUUCUGUUUAAAAUUCACAAGAUAAAUAAAUUGGGCAGCGACAAAGUAGAUACUCGUCAAGCCUUUUGA